Molecule: messenger RNA, 1562 nt
Organism: Oncorhynchus nerka (sockeye salmon)
Lineage: Eukaryota; Metazoa; Chordata; Actinopteri; Salmoniformes; Salmonidae
Product: sterile alpha motif domain-containing protein 9-like
Exons: 3
Coding region: 559-1479 (306 amino acids)
Cellular component (GO): cytoplasm
Molecular function (GO): protein binding
Source: RefSeq, a predicted model, not a curated record
UUCAGAUGCACGGGGGGCAUUAGGACAAAGUGCAUGUCUAUGUGGACUUCCCUGGCAGAAGACGGACAGAGUGCAUGUCUAUGUGGACUGCCCUGGCAGAAGACGGACAGAGUGCAUGUCUAUGUGGACUGCCCUGGCAGAAGACGGACAGAGUGCAUGUCUAUGUGGACUGCCCUUGCAGAAGACGGACAGAGUGCAUGUCUAUGUGGACUGCCCUGGCAGAAGACGGACAGAGUGCAUGUCUAUGUGGACUGCCCUGGCAGAAGACGGACAGAGUGCAUGUCUAUGUGGACUGCCCUGGCAGAAGACGGACAGAGUGCAUGUCUAUGUGGACUGCCCUGGCAGAAGACGGACAGAGUGCAUGUCUAUGUGGACUGCCCUGGCAGAAGACGGACAGAGUGCAUGUCUAUGUGGACUGCCCUGGCAGAAGACACACCCUGUUGCUAUGACCGGAAAAUAAAAGCAACCACACUGUCAAGUAGUCACUUCAUAUGGUGAAUACCACUUCAGCCAUCAGUUUCAAGAUGCCAAAAUGAACUGACAUGUAGUGUCUGCAAGAUGGAGUGGAACGAAUUGCCAUGUGGCAAAUGGACAGAAUCCCAUGUGAGCUCCUGGUUAAAAUCCAUUGGAGUGAAAGAGAAGUACAUUCUGAAACUGUACGAAGAGGAGGUUACAGGACCUGCACUAAUGAGGCUGCAAAGAGAAUAUCUACGUGACACAAUUGAAAUGAAAGGUGGCCAAAUCGAACUUCUGCUAUCUAAUCGUAAUGAUCUAUCAAAGCCAAGGCCACAGAAACUAAAAGCAGGCAGUAGCACACAGAGAGAUACCAGAAAUGUUGAAUCCAUUGCUGCAUCCACACAAGAGUCAAAAGACAAAGUUGAGAGUACCAGUGAAACAAGUGAAAAUGAACAAACAUCAAUUGGCGCAUCUUCUUCUCUAAGUAACUUCCGUGUAUUUGAUGAACAUGACAAAGACUUCCGAUAUGUCAAGCACAGAGUGCUUCCACCAGAGACUGGAAUUGAAAACAUGAUUGUUCCAUGCCAUGAAUACAAAUCACUGGAAAUUGCCCACAAAUUAGAACCACUGAAGCUUAGAGUCAAAAUCGCAAGUGAGGUAAUCAGAUUUGCUUGUGGGUGCAUGAACAUGCGGACCAAUGGCACAAUACACUUUGGGGUCAUGGAUAAGAUUAAAGGCAGCUACAAGCAUGGUGAAAUCAUCGGAAUACCAGUUGAAAACCAAAGUGACUUUGUGGAUGCAUUGGACUACAUUGAAAACUGCUUCAAGGAUUUAAACCACCAUUCUGAUGCCAGGAAAUGCAUAAGGAAUCCAAAGUUUAUUGAGGUAAUUGACAAGGGGAGCAGUGGAGGAAACUGGAUCAUUGAAUUUGAUGUUGUCCCAAAAGGCAAGAGUGGUGAAAGACCAACUCUACAGUGUUACUAUUCCAAAGUUCAGCGAGAAAACCAACAAAGUAAUCUAUGAGGAGAAAGCACCAUACCACAGAGUAGGGGCCAAUACACCCCGCAUACCUGGUGAAGACUUAGUUCAUUUCAUUCAAGGACUGA